This is a messenger RNA of Carya illinoinensis, 1957 nucleotides long. Its product is annotated as phosphoglycolate phosphatase 2-like. Gene Ontology annotation, molecular function: phosphatase activity. Bases 75 to 593 code for a protein of 172 amino acids. NCBI's taxonomy places the organism in Eukaryota, Viridiplantae, Streptophyta, Magnoliopsida, Fagales, Juglandaceae. The record is from RefSeq and is a predicted model, not a curated record. The transcript is spliced from 8 exons.
CGCAGCUGCCAGCCAUCUUUUGAUAUUUCGCAGUCCGCAGGCUCUGAUUUAUAGUUUUACUUUUACACGCAGCAAUGAACGUGGCAAGCAGAGCCUCUCAGCUUCUGUCCUCCCAGAGCAUCGGAGAUCUUCUAAAUUCCGACGAAGCUUUUCUCUUCGACUGCGACGGUGUAAUAUGGAAGGGCGAUACACUUAUCAAUGGCGUCCCGCAGACAUUUGAUAUGCUUCGCUCCAAGGGAAAGAAGUUGGUGUUUGUGACCAAUAAUUCCACAAAAUCGAGGAGGCAGUACGCUAACAAAUUCCAAUCUUUGGGAAUUUCAGUCACUGAGGAUGAGAUAUUCAGCUCAUCCUUUGCAGCUGCUAUGUUCUUGAAGGUCAAAAAUUUUCCUAAAGAUAAAAAGGUUUAUGUGAUAGGUGGGGAGGGUAUAUUGGAAGAGCUGGAGCUUGUUGGGUAUACAGGUCUUGGUGGCCAGGAAGAUGGCAAAAAGACAGCACAAUGGAAAACAAAUUGCCUCUUUGAACACGAUAAGAUGGUUGGAGCGGUUGUGGUUGGACUAGACCCGUAUGUUAACUAUUACAAGCUUCAGGUAUAACCCUGUAACUUUGUCAAGUGAAUACUGGACAGCCUUCAACCUCAAUGCCAGGGGCAGUAGGGCAACUUGCCAGUGGGCAGUGAUCGUCCAAAUCCAAACCCCACCACCUCAUUCCAUUGAUGUCUCUAACCUGCAAUGUGAAAUAGCAGAGGAUGGCCAUGAAAGCAACCCCAGCAUCUAGCCCAGCUGAGAGAAUGUAAUUGUGCCUAGCCCACCAGCCUUUGAAUCUCCUGUACACAAAAAAGUUGAAGAAAAUGCCAACAGCACCCCAACAUAUGUAGUUCACAGCCUUGGCCGGUGGCAUUCCCCCUGCACCUCCUAUAAUGAUGGGCAUGUUAAUGAGGCAUAUCCACAUUUGUUCAGGAAACAGGCGAGAGAAUACCCAAACUGGUACCGGUGCCAGGAUGCCAAUGAGGAAUAAAUAGUUCAUCUUAGAGUAAAGACCGAGAGGGCCAAACAUGCGAAGUGGACCAACUACUCCCCAUAUGAUGGAAGCAUUGUAGAAAACAUCAUCUCCGGGGCAUGUCCAGGGGCUUCCUUCUGGAAGUUUAGAUGGGUCACAGAUAUGUUCUACUGACGUGAUAAGCCACCAAGAUGUGCCGAAGUAGACUGAUGAAGCGACCAAGGUUCCCGCUAACUUUGUUGAGAAUAAAGAGUAUUAGUUUUCUUAAACAAUAAUUAUACUCUUUGUGAUUUUACUUUUAUCAUCUUUAAUCAUACUAAUUAAUAUGACACAUUUUAAGUUGUUUAAUAGGCAAACAACUUGAAUGAAAAUCAUUUAAAAUAUGACACUUCAACAGAUACUAUUAAUGAUGGCAAAAUUGCGAACAUCAUUUUGGUAGGAUUAAGAAACCACCUGAACAAUGAACAUGGAUUUUGGAGGGAUUUUCAUGUAGUGGCCUAGCUUGAAGUCUGAGAGAAACGUUAUUGCCUGAGACAUGCUUAUGGUGCCAUAGGUCUUGAAAGCUACAUUUGCAAGAGGUUUCCCCGGAUACAUGUAGCCGAUAAUCAGCUCAGUGAUGACGUUAAGUCCUGGUUGCUGCACGAAGAUUUUUCACAAUCCAAUCAAAUACGAUGAACAGGAGACUGGAAACUUAUUCUCAAUGGCGUACCUGGUUUGUUGUAGCAGUGAUUACGGCAACAGGGAGAGUGAAGCUCAGAGCCAAGAGCAUCGCUAGUAGGAUACCCCAGAAGGGAAGCUGCAAUUGUUUGCCAAAGCCUUCACAAGCAAGCAGGGAAAGUCCAACCACCACCAUUAAGAGUGUGUAAAACCACCAUUGAGGGACAGGGUCAUAGUUUUUUCUCAUUAUUCUGGUGUGUACAUCCCCGAACUUAUCUUUGAAUGAAACCUUUGUUUGUUGCCA